Recurvomyces mirabilis is the source of this 1104-nucleotide messenger RNA. RefSeq lists its product as uncharacterized. Gene Ontology annotation, biological process: translational initiation. The record is from RefSeq and is a predicted model, not a curated record. Lineage: Eukaryota; Fungi; Ascomycota; Dothideomycetes; Mycosphaerellales; Teratosphaeriaceae. Gene Ontology annotation, molecular function: translation initiation factor activity; translation initiation factor binding; metallopeptidase activity. The transcript has a single exon. The coding region runs from base 1 to 1104 and encodes 367 amino acids. Gene Ontology annotation, cellular component: eukaryotic translation initiation factor 3 complex, eIF3m.
AUGGGCGACCCCAAGAACUACCUCCACCUCGCCCGGCCCCUCGCCCCAGCACCCAUCGCAACGCAACAAUCCGCCGUCACUGCACCCGUGGCAGUCACCCUCCAACCUCAAGCCCUCUUCAGCAUCCUCGACCACGCCUCGCGCCGUCCAGCCGACCAAGAACGCGUCAUCGGCACCCUCCUCGGCACCCGCAGCGAAGAUGGCACCGAAGUCAGCAUCACCAACUGCUACGCCGUCCCGCACACCGAGACCCAAGAGCAAGUGGAAGUGGACAUGGACUACCAAAAACGCAUGCUCGAACUCCAUCUCCGCGCUGCUCCGAAAGAGGUCCUGGUGGGCUGGUACGCGACGAGCGGCGAUCUCAACACCUUCUCCGCCUUGAUCCAGAACUUCUACUCCCAGCAAGGGGAGGGCACAUGGCCACACCCCGCCGUCCACCUCACCGUCUCCACCAUCGCCGGUCAAGAUAUAGAGGCGAACACCUAUAUCUCUGCCCCCAUCGGAGUAACCGCCGAACGAGCCGCCGACUCCUGCCUCUUCAUCCCCGUGCCCCACGAAAUAAAAUACGACGACGCCUCGAAAUCCGGUCUAGAGCUCAUAGCCGGCGCCCGGGACCGUGAAGACCGCUCCCAAAUUCUCCAAACAGACGUCGAGACCCUGGAGCGCGCAAUCGAGCAAGUACUAGAAAUGCUCGAGCGGGUGGCGAAUUACGUUGCGGAUGUGCUAGACGAGGAGCGCGAACCCUCGACCGCACUGGGCCAGUUUCUACUCAACACAUUAUCCCUCGCGCCCAAAGUCAGUCCCGAGGAGAUUGAGAAGGAUUUCAAUAAUCACAUUCAAGAUGUCUUGCUCGUGUCGUACUUGGCGAAUACUAUCCGGACGCAGAUCGAUCUCUCGAACCGACUUGCCACGGCUGCCUUGACGAUGGGGACUGGUGAUGCGCCGGCGGGUGAGGGCAAGGAGGGUGGCGAGGGAGGAGGGAAGGGACAGGGACAGGGGCAGAGGCAAGGUGGUGGUGGUGGUGGUGGAGGACGUGGUGGACGCGAGGGAGGUGGGCAACGCGCUGGACAAGCUGACCGAGGCGGUCGGCGCGGUGAACAGUAG